Molecule: messenger RNA, 936 nt
Organism: Striga asiatica
Lineage: Eukaryota; Viridiplantae; Streptophyta; Magnoliopsida; Lamiales; Orobanchaceae
Source: the annotation of a GenBank genome assembly
AUUGGGUUUAUCCACCAAAUUGUAGAAAGGUCUCGGUCCAUCAUAAACUGCAUCAGGCCCAAAUACAGGAAGGAAUUUGGUGCCCAACACUGCACGACACCGUAUCAGUUUAAAUCAUUUGUUCUUGUUAGGGGAAAGAAAAUGAAGAAACUUCUCGAGAAUCAAGUGAAAAAUACAGCAGCUGAGAUCUGAGACACAAAGCAGAAGAAAUGAGCUUGGCAACGACGUCGUAUCUAGCUCGGCGUGCAGCACAGAAGGAGAGGGUUAGGAUCCUCUACAGGCGAGCGCUCAAGGACACUCUCAACUGGGCCGUGCAUCGCCAUCUCUUUUACCCUGACGCUGAUGCUCUCAGAGAGAAGUUUGAGGCCAACAGACAAGUGGAAGAUGUUGAACUUAUUGAUAGAAUGAUAUCUGCUGGUGAAGCAACCUACAACAAAUGGCGGCACCCUGAUCCUUACAUUGUUCCAUGGGCUCCCGGUGGCACCAAAUUUUGCCGCAACCCACCACCACCUCCAGGGAUUGAGAUAAUACAUGACUAUGGUCGUGAGGAAUACUGAACUACAACCACAACUCCGUGGAAAUAAAUAGAGAGAAGACAGAUAUCAACUAGUCUCAUGUUGUUCAACUUCUACCAAUUUAUGGACUGCUUUUUUCAGGUUGUAUCGUUGAUAUUUGUUUCAAUUUGAAGCUUUUGACUCUUAAUGAGUUGGGUUUGAGAAAACAGCCGAACUCCAGAAGCUUUAUGGUUAUUCAUGUUGUUCUAUGCAUUGUGGACUUCUUUUCCAUGUUGUGUCAGAUAUUUGUUUCAAUUUAAAAGCUUUUGACUCUUAAUGAGUUGGGUUGUGAAAACAGCCAAACUCCCGAAGCUUUAUGGUUAUUCAUGUUGUUCUAUGCAUCAUCUCAUUAUUCGUAUUGUUCUACUCAUCAUUUCAUUUU